Messenger RNA from Durio zibethinus, 4692 nucleotides. The record is from RefSeq and is a predicted model, not a curated record. NCBI's taxonomy places the organism in Eukaryota, Viridiplantae, Streptophyta, Magnoliopsida, Malvales, Malvaceae.
UGUGGAAGUACAGUGUACUUUAGAUAAAUAUUCUUUCUGUAUGCAGUCCAUAAACAUAUAAAAAUCCAAUAUUUCUUCUUGAUGUGAAACAAAGCACUAUCAUCACUCUAGCAAACUCCCUCAUUUAACGUUCAUAACUCUUUCCAACAAACACCCAAAACGUACGUGCGAGAGAGACAGAGAGAGGAAGGAGUUGUUCUUCUUUGCUACUGUGCAAUGUUUUCAAGCUUCGUUAAUGGCGUUUUAGUUGUCUGGAUUCAGAGAGGAACCCAACCUCUCUAAAUUUCCUCAUCUUGUCUUUUCUAUCUUCUUCUCUUCCCAGUCUUUUCUGUUUGUAAAGACAAAGAAGCAGCGAGAAAAGGAAGUCGGGAGUGAAACGGAAGGGAAAAAGAGAAGAGUUUUUGUGAAUGGAAUCAUAAGGCGUUCUCUCAGUUGAGUUGGUUUGAUCAGUUAACGUACAGUUUCUGAUUGGUCGUUUUUCUUCCAUCAGAACUUAUGGCUCUACUCGUAUUUAGAAGCGGCAAAUGGUUUCGUGGAAAUGUUAAAUGGCUUAGAGAAGCACUUGUGAGUUCCGGUGAGGAAAAGCCAUCGUUUAGAUAAAUUUCUUGUAGACAUUAUUUGAUAGGCAGCAUUCCAUAGACAGCAUAUAACAAGUUUCUGUAGGCUUGGUUGAAUGUAGCUGAUCUAUUUCCAAAUUAAUUGAACUCUUCACGAGACAGAUCUGCUGUGUUGGAGGGAAAAGACAGAAACUUCAGCUUUACUCUGGGACAGAUUUCCUUUGGCAUCAUAGAUUUUGUUACUGAAAGAAACACUUCUUUCAGAUUUUAGAUACAUAUUUAUUUGUGAAGUUGCAUCUCUGUUGGGCAAAUCUCCUUUGGCAGAAAUUACUAAAAUUUUCUUUGGUCGGGUGAAUUUCCUAGGGAAGGAGUGCUUAUUAUCAUCAUUUGCAGCUCUUUUGGGAUCUCCUUACUAGGAACUUCACUCUGACCUUCAAAUAAAACAUCUGGCAAGUUUACCCCCUUGUUUCUUCUGUGGGAAAUCUCCUUUGGAAGUUUCCUCCAGUGUAAACUUUGGUCCCAUUUGGGCAAAUCUCCUUUGGCAUUUGGAGUCCUUUGUUGACUCCUCCGUCCUUUUAGGGCAAAUCUCCUUUGGCAUUAGAGUCAAAAUAUCCUCUUCAGGAUAUUUAACUCACUAUCUGUUUCGAAUAGUUGAAUCAACUGGAAGAUACAUAUUUCACAAUUCGUAACAGAAAAAUAUAGUCAUAUCCUUGGCUGUGUCCUCUUUUGGGAUUGACUAUUAACUUACCAUCCUUAUUACUAUAUAUAUUGAGACUUAAGAGCUUAUUGGCAUAUCUUGGAUGAUUCAGUUUGUUCAAGUACACAAGCAGGAGUAAAGUUUCUGGCACUGAAAAAUGGAUGUGCUCCUUACUGAUUCUGAUUGGGAAAGUUUUAGUGAAAGUGGCAGUAGUGAGGAACAGGAAGAAAAUGACUUUCUGUACGCUGGCCAGGCUUGUAACAUUCUAUCAAGUCUGGAGGAAAGUAUUGAAAAAAUUGAUGACUUCCUCUCAUUUGAGAGGGGAUUCAUUCAUGGGGACAUUGUGCGCUCUGUAACAGACCCAUGUGGGCAGAUGGGUAGAGUAACCAAUAUUAAUAUGUUUGUGGAUCUUGAGAAUGUUCAUGGGAAAAUCAUAAAAGAUAUAAAUUCAAAACAACUUUUGAAGAUCCGCUCCAUUUCAGUUGGAGAUUAUGUGGUUAAUGCAACUUGGAUUGGAAGGGUGGAUAAAGUAGUUGACUGUGUCUCUAUUGUCUUUGAUGACGGGUCAACGUGUGAGGUCACUGCCGUGGAUCACAAUAAUCUUGUGCCUGUUUCUCCCAACAUAAUGGAUGACUCACAAUAUCCAUAUUAUCCAGGACAGAGAGUACUGGUUGUGCCUUCAAAUGUUUCUAGAUCAACUAGAUGGUUAUGUGGUACCUGGAGGGAAAAUCAGAAUGAAGGAACCGUUUCUGGUGUGGCUGCAGCUUUUGUCUACGUUGAUUGGAUUUCCUCUGCUCACGUUGAUCAUGAUUUGAGUGCCUCUCCUCCCUCGCGUUUGCAGGAGGCAAAAGACUUGACUUUGUUGUUGUGUUUUUCCCAUGCAAAUUGGCAGCUUGGUGAUUGGUGUAUGCUUUCAUUUGCCGACCAUAAAGGGAUCACUGAAAAGUUUCUUCAUGCAUCAACUCAUGAUAAAAUUAAAGGUAACUGGAAACUAGAAAAAGGAUUUAAAAGAGGAAACCUGGGUAGAUUGGCAGAAAUCUUUGUUAUCAUUAAGACAAGGACCAAGGUUGAUGUUGUGUGGCAGGACGGUAGCUGUGGCUGGGGGUUAGAUUCACAGACUUUACUUCCUGUUGGUGUUGCAAAUGCACAUGAAUUUUGGCCUAAUCAGUUUGUCCUGGAAAAGGGAACUGGUGGCAAUAGUCAAAGAUGGGGUGUGGUGCAUGGUAUGGAUGCAAAAGAACGAACAGUUAAGGUCCAGUGGAGAAAUAUGGCUGUGAAUCAAGUAAAUGGUUAUGGAGAGCACAUGGAGGAAACUGUUAGUGCUUAUGAACUUGUUGAGCACCCUGAUUACUCCUACUGUUUUGGUGACAUUGUGUUUAAGGUGGCUCAGAACCAGUUUGGUGAUCAAGCUGAUAAAGGUCACAUAAUCUCAGAAACUGGUUUUGGCACGGAAGCUGCUUUUAAAGGCAAUAACUGUAAUUGGAACCAUAACAAGUAUCCCAGUACAUGUUAUCUAUCCUGCAUCGGCAUUGUCAUUGGGUUUAAGGAUGGUGAUGUGGAGGUGAAAUGGGCUUCCGGUAAUCAAACAAAGGUUGCACCUUUUGAAAUUUACGGUAUUGAUAAAUAUGAAGAUUCAGCCACAAGCUCUGUUCUCUAUGAAGAAAAUACUGAGGUUUUGAAUCAAGAGAUGAUUGUGAAUGAGAUGCAGUCUAAUAACCAAAAAGGAAAGGAUCUGUUGAAUUUUGAUGGUGCUGAUGAAAGUGGCAAGAAAUUCUCAUGGAUGCGUACUUCCUUCUUCCGUCCUCAAGCUGCUAUUGGAUUUUUCUCAAGCAUUGCUUCUAGCAUCCUUGGAUCCCUUGGUUCCACUUCACUGUUUAGCCAAGAGUCAUCUGGUUGUAUUUCUCAUGAUGCAAAAGAAUAUGGCAUUCUCCUUGAGAAUGAAGAAUUGGAAACUUGUAAUCACUAUGCUGAGCAUGAUCUGAGUGAGUUGCAGAUAUUUGAAACAGCAAACAUAAAGCUGGAAGUUGAAGAGAUUGAAGAAAACGAAGGUAGUAUGAUGCCAAGAUCUGGUGAGACUUCAGAUCAAUUUAGGCAGUUUGAUAUGGUCAGUGAUUGCUCAGAUCACCACUUUCUUGGUGAAAGCAAGGUGUUGGCUGUGUCUCAGGUGAAAAGAAGUUGGCUGAAGAAGGUUCAGCAAGAAUGGAGUAUUCUUGAGAAAAACCUUCCUGAAACUAUCUAUGUCCGUGUUUACGAGGAAAGGAUGGAUCUACUACGAGCAGCCCUUGUUGGUGCCCCUGGAACACCUUACCAUGAUGGGCUGUUCUUUUUUGACAUUUUUCUUCCUCCAGAAUAUCCAUAUGAACCGCCUUUGGUGCACUACCAUUCAAGGGGGCUCCGCCUCAACCCCAACUUGUAUGAAUCGGGGAAGAUUUGCUUAAGCCUUCUAAAUACGUGGACAGGUUCAGACACCGAGGUCUGGAAUCCUGAAAUCUCCACAAUUCUUCAAGUUCUUGUGUCCCUCCAGGCUCUUGUGCUUAAUGAGAAACCUUAUUUCAAUGAGGCUGGAUUUGAUAAACAGUUAGGAAGAGCUGAUGGGGAGACAAACUCAGUGAGCUACAAUGAAAACGCAUUCCUAGUAACCUGUCAGUCUAUGCUUUAUAUACUCCGCAAGCCACCUAAGCAUUUUGAGGCACUUGUCAAGGAGCACUUCAGUCGACGCGCCAAAACUAUUCUCUCGGCUUGCACUGCAUGCAUGGAAGGUGCGCCUGUAGGAUUUGCUCUUGAAUGCGGUGGAAAUGAGCAUGAUGAAAACUUUAAAGCAAGUUCUACCGGCUUCAAAAUCAUGCUCGCUAAGCUUUUCCCGAAGCUUGUGGAGGCAUUUUCAGAUCAGGGAAUUGAAUGCAGCCAAUUCCGUCAGCUGGAGAAGUAAAUGUGAUGCUGAGGUGCAACUAAAAAUUUAUGAAAAUUUCUAUCAUGUGAAUAGCUUUGUAUAAUAUCCCUAGCCAGAAUUUAAAAACAAAAAUCAAACAAAGAUUCCUAUAAAAAAAAUAAUAAAUGAAAGCUCUGUAUCAUAUCAGGGUGUGGUUUGGGGAAAGAUUACAAUGUUUUCCUCGUCUAUUACGGUCGGAAGCCAUGCUUGACAGGGCUUCUGCUAUGACUGUACAAAAGUAUUGUCUGCAGACAAUAAGAUUGUGAAAUAAAGUGAUGAUUGGAUUGGUGUACUUGAUAAGUCUUCCAAGUUUUCUGUGUCUGACAAUGUUCUUUUGGAGUUUCCGAAUCCGUGGUUCCUAUUAUGUAUCAAGUUCUAGUUGCUGAUGUUGGACAAGACCUUUCCUGUCUUGCUGAUAAUUGAAAGGAUGAGAAACACAAGCAAUUUUAUGUUGUCGUAGACAGCAGAGAACCUAGAACAGGCAAAGCUGGUCCGAAUCCGAAAAUCUG